Molecule: messenger RNA, 622 nt
Organism: Homalodisca vitripennis (glassy-winged sharpshooter)
Lineage: Eukaryota; Metazoa; Arthropoda; Insecta; Hemiptera; Cicadellidae
Product: golgin subfamily A member 6-like protein 1
Exons: 1
Coding region: 58-561 (167 amino acids)
Source: RefSeq, a predicted model, not a curated record
AUUUUGGUGUUUCUCCUAGCUCUCCUUAUUAAAUCGUUUGCACUAGACCCUGUUGUUAUGUCAAGACAUGCAAGAUCAAGAGGAUAUGGUGAUGAUGAAGAAGAUGAUGUGGAGGAGAACAAAGAGAAUGGCGAAGAAAUGAAAGAAGAAGAAAAGCAGGUGGAGGAGGAUGAAGAGAAUAUGGAGGAGGAAGAAGAGAAGGUGGCGGAGGAAGAAGAGAAGGUAGAGGAAGAAAAAGAGAAGGUAGAGGAGGAAAAAGAGAAUGUGGCGGAGGAAGAAGACAAGGUGGAGGAGGAAAAAGAGAAGUUGGAGGAGGAAAAAGAAAAGGUGGAGGAGGAAAAAGAGAAGGUGGAGGAGGAAAAAGAGAAGGUACAGGAAGAAGAAGAGUUGAUGGAGGAAGAAACAUUGGGGGAGGAAGAAGUGGAGAUGGAGGAAGAGGGAGAGCAAGUGGCAGAAGAAGAAGGGGAGGGGGAAGAAGACAAGGAAAUGGAUCAAGUUGGAGAAGAUGAAGAUGAUGGAAUAAGAAAAAAGAGCAAUGGUGUUGAUGAUGGAUACAAAUAGUAAAUUCUGUGAUUUAUUGAAUGUUUGUGAUACUAUUAAAUUUUUAUAACAUUGUGUUAAA